AUAAAGACAUCAAAGAAACAACGCUGUGUUUCUUGCAUUUGCCACAUUGGUUACCCCGACAAUGUUUCAUGCAGAAGAGGAAGCUGUGUCUUCAUCGGCCAUGUCGCCCCAACUCCAGCAACCUGCAUCCCCCACGGGGACAAAGCUUCCGGAGUUCUGGCAGAGCGACCCGGCAUCAUGGUUCCAGCACAUCGAGGCACUUUUCCACCUGCGAGGAAUCGCCGGCGACGACUCCCGGUAUUACUUGGUCGUAACAGCCCUCGACCAGGCGACCACUCGCCGCGCUAUGCAGCUGUUGCGAACGCCUCCACAGCGCGGCAAGUACGCUGCACUCAAGAAUCUUCUGCUUCAGAGAUUUACUCUAACUGACGCUGAGAGAGCAGAUAGACUUCUUUCUCUGCCCGGUUUGGGCGAUAGCACCGCUUUGGAUCUAAUGGACAGUAUGCUGUCGCUGCUGGGCUCCGAGGAGGGCAGGUUUAUUUUCCCGCAUCUUUUCUUGCGGCAGCUACCACCUGCGGCCCGUGCGGUGCUAGCUAACUCCACUUCUCUGGCCUCUGGCGAUUACCGCGGCUUGGCUGAAGAAGCUGACCGGGUGCUUCUGGCUUCCAGACGGUUUGCCGUGCAGAGCGUAGAAGCGCCCCCCCUGCAGACGAUGGAGAACACGGACCCAGCGGUGGUGGCGGGAGUCGCUACCCGGAAAAGGCGCGAAGCGAGCCAGUACUUCUUUCAUCAACGUUUUGGCGCCAAAGCUCGACGGUGUGUCCCUCCAUGCUCCUUCACGGCCCCGGGAAACUCCAACGCCAGCGUUCAGUAGCAGCUGUGGGCGCCGGCGAAGCAAGCGAGCUGCUCUUCAUCACUGACUCGUCAUCAAGGAGACGUUUCCUGGUGGACUCCGGUUCGCAAGUCAGCCUGUUACCUGCCACGGACGCGGACAGGGCGACAGGUGGCUGCGGGCCGUUGCUGAAUGCCGCCAACGGCUCGUCGAUCGACACUUUCGGCUCCAGGUGAAGAAAUACUGCCGGGCCAAGUCCCCCGCCGAGGUCGCCCCCCAAAAUCUGUUCGGGUCGAAUGUCCUUCGCCUCCCCCGGACCCUGAUGUUUGUUCUGCUCCACAAGGCACACAUGCUCCUUCGCGGGAUGGACAUUGUAGCCAUUACGGCAGGCGAGUGAGGCCCCCUGAAAGGUUUACUUUUUCCCCAUAACUUGCUGUCUGGGUGUUCGGGGGCGGGGCUGUAUGGCGGGCACUAGGACCAAGCUCACACUCAGCAGAAUGGGUGUGGUUUUAUGUGCCUUCUUGGGCACACUAUAAAAGUGCAUAUUGUGUUUUAUUGUGCUUUCUUGUU
Messenger RNA from Entelurus aequoreus (snake pipefish), 1342 nucleotides. RefSeq lists its product as uncharacterized. Lineage: Eukaryota; Metazoa; Chordata; Actinopteri; Syngnathiformes; Syngnathidae. The record is from RefSeq and is a predicted model, not a curated record. Bases 62 to 814 code for a protein of 250 amino acids. The transcript has 2 exons.